UAAUGUAUGUUCGUGAUAGCUCACACUUGCCUUCGAAAGAAAGAUCUGACCGAUUUGAUUAGGGUAAUAAUUCAGUUGAUGUAGAAAAGACGGCAGUAAGCGUAUUACAUGAUUGGUUACAGCAGAAGAUGAGGCCUACCGUUGUGCUAAAGUCCGGAAAAGAUAUGAUGGGAGGUACACCUAUCAUUCGAUCUUCUGUAAUAUGAAAUCCCCUUGUGUCAAGAACUGUAUCAGUUGUGAUGAAGACACCGUUGCAUUUCAGUUAUGAUAUUUUCAUGUUAAAUGUUUGCUCCGCGUGCGUUUAUUCUUAUAUUGUCCGUUAAUGGGGUACUCGGUGGGAAUCGCGUUUCGGGAUACUCGGAUCCAUCGUUGCGAAUGUUCAGCCGGUGCUUACGUUUCAUCGGGCCAAGCUUGGGUGUGUGAAUGUUAUAUACCGGACUUCUGUGCUUAUCUGUUAGUCGUAGGACCAUGUCUUCAUUGCCUUGGAACAACACGUCAUCGUUGAGAGGAACCUCGACCUGGAUUCAGUCUGCUCAAUGUUGCUAGGAAGAUCGGCCAGCUUGCAUUCAACAAGGUUCCACAUUCAUUGGAAUAUUGAAUUUUAAGUCAUUAGCAUUACUGUGAAAAUAUACAUUGUUUUGGAUGUACUCUUCUUACUGCUUCAUGCACUUCGAGUUUCGGACCAGCUUAAUCUCAAAUCCAGCCGUUUUUAUUCAUCUUUGAUAAUCUGCUUAGUCUUGGACUCAGCCUGUUCGAGAUUUCUCUUAUGAUCUGCUACAUCAGGACUUCAACUUCUCCAAGAUUUUGUUCAAGAAUUUCAUCUUACUGUGAAGUUAAUCUGAUAAAACUUUUCUGAAGAAGAUGUACAAACUCUAAUUUGAUCUUGAGAAGAUGUUCUAUGAAGACAAGGAUGAACACUACAAUCCGACUAAUACUGUGAUGGGACUGAUACUUUCUUGAUGCUUCAGCUUGGAAUACAGAUAAGAUAUCAAGUGGUUUGCCUGAAUAUCGGAAGCUGAGGAGGAAUAUCUCCAAUUCUUGAAGUUGCAUCAGUUCAACUUCAUUAAACCUUCAAACUUGGGAUUCACCAUGGCAAACACUGUAGCUUUCAUCAACUUGAAUUGAUACAAGGCACUCUGUUCAGUUCAAUUUCAUUGGACAUUCAACCCUAUGGUUCAUUGUGACUUCACACUGUUUUUGUCAUCUUGAACAUUGAUCAGUGCCUCUUGAUUAGCUAAGUUUCAUCAGAACUGGGAAUCUACAUGUAGAUCGUUAGAUACAACGUAGACAUUGCCAACCUGAACAUACAGUGUACAUUGGCACUUGGAUCUGACCUCAGAACUUCAAAUCUCGGAUACAUUGUGAAGUACGCUGGUGAAUCUUUUGCACUUGGAUCAUCCAAACUUCAUCAGAACUUCAAAACUUGGAUGCAUUGUGGGGGAACACAGUUUUGCCUCUUUUGCACUUGGAUCAUCUGAAGUUUAUCAGAACUUCACUUGUACAUGUGUGCACAGGCUAGUAUGAUUGUGAAUGUACCCUUUAUAUUGUUGCUGACUUGAAGAUAGAUACUGUGGCACUUCAGAGUCUACACCUUGCCUUCAGGUUGAUCCUACUUGUAGGAAGGAGCAAAACCUUGAAGUGAACUGAUCUUUCUUGUUGACAUCAAUUGUGACAACAUUCGUCAUCUUCACAUUGUACCUUAUCUUGACAGCAUCAGCUCAUCUCGACCAGUGCUACAUGUAAUUGCAAUCCACAUUUCCUUUCAUUAAAGUUUUAAGAUCAGUAUUGAAAGAAUAAUGUUCUGAACUUUGGCUUUGCAGAUCAAACUUCAUCUGCCUUGUUGAAGUUCAAUCUCUCUUUAUUCCCCUGUAUUUUAUGUUGUGACAACAGAGACAAGACAAAGGUGAACUUUUACAGAUAACCUACACCCUAUCAACUCUGACACGGUAAACUUUCUAGACAUUCUUUGAUGCCAAGGAAAGACAUUCUUUGAUCUUAAAGAAAAUUGCCACAUUUGGAUACCACCUUGUUAUCUGCACUUCCCAGUGAACCAAGUUCUCUGCAUCGAGGUCUAUCUCGAAACAGUACUUGACACCUGUUGUUCACCGUGUUCCUGCAAUCUUUCUAUCAUCGUACUGUCAUCCCUGAGGAAGGCAUCUUACUGUCAUCAUGGCUACUACUGGAGAUGACUGCUACUUCUUCUACUACUCAACCUGUACAAAGGGUCCAUCCUGCCCUUAUCGGCAUGUCGAGGCUGCCAGAGGAAAUGAAGUAACUUGUAUCAACUGGAAGCAAGGCUACUGCUUCCGACCAAACUGUGCCUUCAGACACAUGGAGAUAACGAAGAAUCGUUCUGAGAUAGCAUGUUUCUGGGAGAGUCAACCAUCUGGAUGUCAGAAACCCCACUGUCCUUUCAGACAUGUCAACAAAACAACGUCAGAAUCGGGACCAGCGUCUUCGACAUCGCUCAUCAAUAAAAUACCAACCAUUGUAGGCCCAGUGACCAAGCCCCUCCCACCAGUGGUCAGUCCAUCCACCCCUGUGACUACAAUGGUAGCUCCUAGUGUCCAGACCCCACCUGCUCUCUCAGUAGAUGACCUUCAAGGUCUACCAGCGGUCAAUCCAGUAGUCGUCCAUCCCAUGGACAGCGAAGAUGAUGAAAGCCUUGGUACGAUGAGCACAGAUGGGAGUCCUGGUAAGAAGGUCAUCCUCUCCCCGAUCAGACCGUCACUAGGUCAGGAGAAGCUCUCACAACUUCGUCAGACCACCAUCAGACCCACUAUUGGUGCAAGACCAGUUAUCAGUCAAGAGAAGCCUCGGUCAUUUGGUAUUAAGACACUAGCUGAGAUCCGCCGAGAGAAGAACAUCGAGAGAGGUCAUGUUGAAGAAGAAGAAAAAGAAGAGGAAGAUAAAGAGAUGGAAGAGGAGGGAGAUAUAGAAGAAGAAAUGUUUCCACCUUUGUCAAGGAGAAUUAUUGCAGUCAGUAAUAACAGUACUCGUAAAUUCAAGGUCAAGGAGGAUGCCGUCAAACCAAAAGUUACGACUGUGUCUCAGCAUGUGGGAAAGCUUGGAGUGAAGAGUCGAGCCCAAUUACGUGAAGAACGCUUCAAGAGGCUGGGCAGCAGUCUCGAGCAAGAGGAAGGAGCAGCAAAUAACCUCGCUAAACGUCUCAAGGUUGUGCGAAAUGUUCCUGAUCCAGAGAAGGAGCCGCUUGAGGAUGUACCGAAGAAAGCUCUUGUACGGAGAGUAAUGGUUGGUGGUGGUGAUAGCAUAGGAGAGAGAAAACCAGCUAAAGAUUCAGAGAGUUCUGGGCUGGACUCUAUCAAGAUAAAGACUGUCGCAGAGAUCAAAGCAGAACGAUUAAAAGAUCGGCUAGGAAAGCAAGUUGAAAGUAACAACUCGUCUCAGGAUAAGGUAUCCUCGUCUGUUGGCCCUAGAGGGAGACUUUCAGCCAGAUUGGGACAGAUCGUCAGGACUGUUCAAGAAGACAAUGACUCCAAGCCUGUUGUCCAGGAAUCUUUAGCUUUCAAGAAGUCAUCUUUAGCAUCCCGUCUAGGUAAGGACAAAGACUCCAAUUCUGUCGUCCAGGAACCUUCAGCUGUAAAGAGGACUUCUGUAGCAAUGCGUCUUGGUAAGGACAAAGACUCCAAGACUGCCAUCCAGGAAUCCUCAGCUGUACAGAGGACAUCUCUAGCAAUGCGUCUGGGUAAGGUCAUUGAUGCUGUCAAAGUCGAUGCUGCGGGAGACAGACCUGAUGAACCUUCUGCGAGGAGAGGAAACCUGGCUGCAAGGUUAGGAAAACCACCCUCUGAAGUGGGUAAAGGGAAUAAUCCCAGCGUUGGGAUUAAAGUUAAGAGCUUAGCCGAGAUCAAGAGGGACAAACUCUUGAGGAGGCUUGGGAAGCCUCUCACUGACUCUGAUGGUGAAAGUGGGAUGUCGGACAAGGAGAAAGAAUCAUCACAAGAGCAAGAAGAGUACUCUGAAGAAGAAGAUGAAGAAGAGGAGGAGGAUAAAAAGGAGGAGAGUUUUGAGGAGAAAUCACCAGGGGAUAUCCGGAUCAAGACUCUGGCUGAGAUACGUCAGGAAAAACAAAGUCGCCUACCACUCUCAUCCAAGUCUAGUGAGGCUCUAGACAAAGACCCUGCAAGAGAGACUCAGAAGAAAGGAGCCCAGUCUGCUAUUGAGAGGAGGAAUAAGAGGAGAGGCGAGAUUGCCUUGUAUAAGCCACCUGGUGCUGCUCGAGGAUUGAAAGAGAACAAGGGUUCUCUCAUUGGUCAACGGAGAGCUGCAACUGUAGACAUCAGUGAUGAUACUGAGAAGGUGAGUGAGAAGCCAGCGAUCAAGGUACGUCGACUGAAUCUCACCAAGUCUGUAGAGAAUGCCAACAAGGGAACAGACUCUAUCCUUACUGUCAUCAAACAGAAGAAAGAUAUCAUCAAAGAUGAUGCUCCGGUCAUAAAGAUUAAGAGUCUAGCCGAGAUCAGAGCCGAGAAGCAACGUCUCGGUCGAAAGGCCGAAGCAGCGUCGGGUGGAGAGAGCGAGGGUUCAGGAGGCGAAGAGGAUGCCCAGGAGGAGGAGGAGGAGACAAAGAAAGAGGUGGAGAAGAGAUGGGAGAGGAGAUCAAAGAUAUGGAGUUGCUCCCCUGUGAAAGCCAAGACAGAGGAGGUGCCUGUUAAAGGAAAGAUAUUAACAGAAGAAACUGGAGAUGAGAAGAGCCUCGACGAAAUCCGAAGAGAACGGCGAGCGCGGUUAUGGAACACGGCGACCUCAUCGGACGAUGCCCCCUCCAACCCAAUCAUCAGGAAGCCGGGCGGUCAGGUGAUCUCGGGCUCCGCCCCCGAGAUCAAGAUCAAGACCCUUGCCGAGAUCAGGAGAGAGAAACAACUCAGGGAACAGCAGAUGCAGCAGCAGACUGGUAUUAGCCAGAUCUCAGAGGUUACCACACAGGGUUCAACACAGGAGGAUAGCUUGAGAACUGACAGUUUACCAGUCAGGGAGCCAGAGACUGGUGACAUUUCUUCAUCUACAAGUACUACAGGAGUGGAUGGGGAUGCUGACUCGAGAAGGGAGUCAGCACCAGUCAGCCAGGCUGCAAGUACAUCGACGAAUAACCCAGGUACUAAACUAGCACGAAAGCCACUACAGAGAAGGAGAGGUAGACCGGUAUCUAUCACAUCUCAGGGAAAUACCCACUCUGCGCCAAGCAGUACAUCUACUAAUGUACAGUCCGUCCAACCUGAAACCCAGCCUGAACCUUCAUCGCCACCACAAGCCUCAUUGGCCGUCACGACCACAAUAAUAGAGGGCAGCAGACCUGCUGCUACAUUCAAAGAGCCCGAAGCUAGCCGACCGAUUCCAGAAGAGAGCAGGGUGAGCCGAGAAGUGCCUGAAGUUAGCAGCCGAGAAGAAGUCUACAUUCCAGAUGUUAGGGUCGAGGUAGAGCCUGAUACCACGUCUACAAUAUCGCCAGCUUUAACGCAAACAGAGGCAGUGGUAAUUGAAGCCAAACCAUCCAUUGCACGUCUCUCCAGCGUUACCGACGAUGACCUCCAUCGUUUCCUCCAGGAGAACGACGACGAUGACCUAGAUCCCGUUCCAGCAGUCACCGUAGCAGCCCAUGAAGAAGACGACGAUCUUUUGAACGAGCUCGACGACUUCCUGAAUAGUUGAUGAUUGUCCGACACUAGAUAUUAUAUUUCGUAUCUGUUUUUGUAUAAUGAAGAAGACGACAAUCUUUUGAACGAGCUGGAUGACUUCCUGAAUAGUUGAUGAUUGUCCGACACUAGAUAUUAUAUUUCGUAUCUGUUUUUGUAUAAUGUAGGAUUCUACAUUAAGUAGGUUUAUGUGCUCACAAUUCAAAAUCUAGACCUUCAAAAUGCUCUUCAUGAUAUGUUUAUUGGGGUUUCCCAAUGCGAAAGGUGUAAUUAAAGUGAUUGGUUAACAUUGGUUUGACUUUUAAAAUAUCUGAGAUAGAAGAUCACACUUGUCACCUGUGUCUGUGAUAUGUUCCAAAAUGAAGCCCAG
Molecule: messenger RNA, 6024 nt
Organism: Lytechinus variegatus (green sea urchin)
Lineage: Eukaryota; Metazoa; Echinodermata; Echinoidea; Temnopleuroida; Toxopneustidae
Exons: 17
Coding region: 2170-5670 (1166 amino acids)
Molecular function (GO): metal ion binding
Source: RefSeq, a predicted model, not a curated record